AUGUCGAUCGAUGUUGACAAUUGCGUGUCGCGUGUAAUUCACGCGCUUCCUAAUGUAUCAGCACUUCCUACAAAAAUGAAUAAACUGAACAUCGGUAAUAGCGGCGUUGAAUACUGUACAAAAGUACAAAGUGCAUUUCCAUGGGGUCUAUUCUCACCUAAUGUGAUUUAG
Molecule: messenger RNA, 171 nt
Organism: Plasmopara halstedii
Lineage: Eukaryota; Oomycota; Peronosporomycetes; Peronosporales; Peronosporaceae
Exons: 2
Coding region: 1-171 (56 amino acids)
Source: RefSeq, a predicted model, not a curated record